CGGUAGGCGGGGAAACCCGAGCAGCUACAAAUACAGACCGACUGCCUGCUGAGACAAGAUUAUCACAGACCAGAGGAUUACCGACCGAGAAAAGGGGGAACAGAAGAACACGGACUCUACGUUGCUCCUGUCUUUUCUUUAAAACAGAAAUCAUCUUGAUUUGACCAUGAGCAAAGAAGCGGAGAUCGACAUGAAGGAUGUGGAGCUCAACGAGAUGGACCCGGAGAAGCAGCCCAUGACGGGCGAUGUCCAGGCCGCAGGGGGGGAGAAAAAUGGCACCAUCAAGCUGAAGGUCCCAGAGGAGGAGGUUAAAUUCACCGGCCUGUCCAAGGAGGAGCUGAUGAAGGUGGCUGGCACUCCGGGAUGGGUGCGAACCCGCUGGGCGCUUCUGGUCCUGUUCUGGCUGGGCUGGUUGGGCAUGCUGGCUGGAGCCAUAGCGAUCAUAGUCCAGGCCCCUCGCUGCAAACCCAUCCCUAAGAUGAACUGGUGGAACGAAGGACCUCUCUACCAGAUCUCUGAUCUUGACGCUUUCUCUGAAGGACUUGAAGGCGUCGAGGCAAAGCUGGACGAAAUCAACAAGUUGAAGGUGAAAGGCCUGGUCCUCGGCCCCCUUCACACCGUCCAGGCCGACCAACCCAACACCCUGAAUCUUCAAGCAAUUGACCCGACCAAGGGAACCGAGAAGGCCCUGACCGCUGUGCUGGAAAAGGCCCACAAGAAGGGCAUUUCUGUUGUGCUUGACCUGACUCCAAACUACAAUGGAGCUGUUCCUUGGUUCAAUGCUGCUGAUGUUGGUGUUUUGAUGGAGAAAGUCAUGGCUGCGGCGGAGUAUUGGCUGAAUUUAAACGUUGAUGGCAUCAAGGUGUCUGACCUCACUGUUGCCACCAACUCUGUUGAUUGGUCCAAGCUGCAGGCCGCUCUCCAGAGCAACGGCACUGACGACGCCAAAAAGAGGCUUCUGAUGGGUGUGGUUAAAGGUAUUUCGGCUGAGGAUGUUUCUCAGCUCGUCAACACCACAGGCGUCGAUCUGGUCCUGUCUGACCUUCUCGUCAGCAAAAAAGGAGGUGUGGAACGCAUCAUGGCCAUGGACACCCUUAACUCUCAGCAGAGAAACAUCGGCUGGGGUCUGGGCGCCGCCCAACGCGACCAGCUGUCUAAACAGGCAAUGGCUCCGGGCCUGAUCCGCCUCUACCAGCUCCUGCUGUUCACUAUGCCUGGAACCCCAGUGUUUACCUACGGAGACGAGAUCGGCCUUCGGGCAGUGGGUGCCGAAUCUCCGAAGAUGGUUUGGGACAUAGAGAAAGAAUCUGUUGAAGGAGCUGCUGUCAAUGACACUGCAGAGGCCGAGCGGACAGAGCGCAUCGCCGUAAGGAAGUGGUUCAAAUCUCUUAGCGACCUGCGAGGAAAGGAGCGCUCCCUCCUCCACGGAGACUACUACCCGCUCUUCUCCUCCACCUCGUCCCUCUCGUUCGUCCGCGUGUGGGACCAGAGCGAGAGAUACAUAACAGCUGUCAACUGGGGGUCGGCGGACGAGUUGCUCGCACUCAAACUGGCGCCCACAGAAGGAGUGGUGCUGCCAGAGAUGGCCAUGGUGAAGCUGUCGACUGACGCAGACCUGGAGGUGGACUCCAGCGUCAGCCUGGACGCACUCACCCUAAAACCCGGACAAGCCGUCCUACUGCAGUUCCCCUAUAUGGGCUAAAGGUGGAGCCAAAGUGCAGGAGAAGCUACCUACAGAUUAGACUCGUUUUAAAAAAAGAAACUGAAAUUUUGUCCUGAUAAGGUGGCAUAUUCAAAAGAUUCUGGUAUUUUUUUGUUUUUAAUAAAGGACUUUUCAGAUUAUUUAGUAAUAAUAUAACUAAAUUGGGUCGCAUUAAACCUGCCGUACAAAUGCAUGCUGAAUUGGCCAGUAUAAAUUCAGUUUUUGUUUUGGUGUGCUAGAUUAAGAUGUUUAUUGGCUCUUUUUUAUUGUUGACCAUCUGUAUAUUGUCCAAAUAUGUGAAAGACAUUCCAUUUUUAUUCUUUGACCAUUUUGUUUUAUGCAUCAUAACUUUUUAAGAUUUUGUUUUAGAGAAAAAAUAACUCUGAACAUGUUGACUCUGUUACUGAGAAUUUCAAUCCACAAAAUUGUUGCGACUGGCAUAAAGUCCGUCAGGUGAACUGAAUUGGAAAUUAAUAAAUGGAAAGCUCUGCACCGA
Messenger RNA from Cyclopterus lumpus (lumpfish), 2198 nucleotides. RefSeq names its product solute carrier family 3 member 2a (gene slc3a2a). Lineage: Eukaryota; Metazoa; Chordata; Actinopteri; Perciformes; Cyclopteridae. The transcript is spliced from 11 exons. Bases 167 to 1702 code for a protein of 511 amino acids. The record is from RefSeq and is a predicted model, not a curated record. Gene Ontology annotation, biological process: amino acid transport; carbohydrate metabolic process.